Molecule: messenger RNA, 2034 nt
Organism: Hyla sarda
Lineage: Eukaryota; Metazoa; Chordata; Amphibia; Anura; Hylidae
Product: oocyte zinc finger protein XlCOF22-like
Exons: 5
Coding region: 19-1995 (658 amino acids)
Biological process (GO): regulation of DNA-templated transcription
Source: RefSeq, a predicted model, not a curated record
UCCCUGAUACAUGAGGAAAUGGAUGAACAGAAGAUCCGAGAACUCAUCAACAAGAUGAUGGAGCUGCUGACUGGAGAGGUUCCUAUAAGGUGUCAGGACGUGGCGGUCUAUUUCUCCAUGGAGGAGUGGGAGUAUGUAGAAGGACACAAGGAUCAGUACAAGGAUCAGGUCAUGAUGGAGGAUCAGCAGCCCCUCACAUCACCAGUCAGAUCCAGUAAGAGAACAGCACCAGAGAGGUGUCCCCGUCCUCUUCUCCCACAGGAUGAUCAGGGAGAAGAUCCGAACAAUAUUAAUGCUCCAGAGACAGAUGUGAGUGGUGAUGAGCAGUAUAAGGAGCACAUUUCUACAGGAAAAGAUGUGAUCUAUAUUAAUACUACAGAUAUAAAGGAAGAAGCAGAGACAGAUGUGAGCGGUGAUGAGCAGUAUAAGGAGGACAUUCCUACAGGGAAAGAUGUGAUCUAUAGUAAUACUACAGAUUUAAGAGAAGAAGAAGAGACAGAUGUGAGCAGUGAUGAGCAGUAUAAGGAGGACAUUCCUACAGGUAACCGCCCAGAUUCUUGUACCAGGAGAUCAGAGGAGAAUCUUAUAUCUUCAGAUUAUAAAGCAGAUGAUGAUAUCACACAAGAUACAUAUGAAGAACAUUCCAUUAUCCCAGAUACACCCUCAGCCCUUCACAGCCAAGAUCUGUCAUCUCAUCCUUAUAUACAGGUCCUGUCUUCUCAGUCAUCACAGGAUGUUCAGCAAAAAAAACAUCACAGAAGGGGUGUUGGACAUCAUCAAGCUCAUACAGGAAAGAAAACAUAUUCAUGCUCAGAAUGUGGGAAAUGUUUUACUAAGAAAUCACAUCUUGCUGGACAUCGAAGAACUCACACAGGAGAGAAGCCAUUUUCAUGCUCAGAAUGUGGGAAAUGUUUUACUUUUAAAUCAAAUCUUGUUGUACAUCAGAGAACUCACAAAGGAGAGAAGCCAUUUUCAUUUUCAGAAUGUGGGAAGUGUUUUACUCGGAAACCAAAUCAUAUUGAACAUCAAAGAACUCACACAGAAGAGAAGCCAUUUUCAUGUUCAGAAUAUGGGAAGUGUUUUACUCGGAAACCAAAUCUUAUUGAACAUCAAAGAAUUCACACAGAAGAGAAGCCAUUUUCAUGCUCAGAAUGUGGGAAAUGUUUUACUUUUAAAUCAAGCCUUGUUGUACAUCAAAGAACUCACACAGGAGAGAAGCCAUUUUCAUGUGCAGAAUGUAGGAAAUGUUUUACUGAGAAAUCAAGUCUUGUUGUACAUCAAAGAACUCACACAGGGGAGAAGCCAUUUUCAUGCUCAGAAUGUGGGAAAUGUUUUACUUUUAAAUCAAAUCUUGUUGUACAUCGAAGAACUCACACAGGAGAGAAGCCAUUUUCAUGCUCAGAAUGUGGGAAAUGUUUUACUUUUAAAUCAAAUCUUGUUGUACAUCGAAGAACUCACACAGGAGAGAAGCCAUUUUCAUGCUCAGAAUGUGGGAAAUGUUUUACUUUUAAAUCAAAUCUUGUUGUACAUCAGAGAACUCACAAAGGAGAGAAGCCAUUUUCAUUUUCAGAAUGUGGGAAGUGUUUUACUCGGAAACCAAAUCAUAUUGAACAUCAAAGAACUCACACAGAAGAGAAGCCAUUUUCAUGUUCAGAAUAUGGGAAGUGUUUUACUCGGAAACCAAAUCUUAUUGAACAUCAAAGAAUUCACACAGAAGAGAAGCCAUUUUCAUGCUCAGAAUGUGGGAAAUGUUUUACUUUUAAAUCAAGCCUUGUUGUACAUCAAAGAACUCACACAGGAGAGAAGCCAUUUUCAUGUGCAGAAUGUAGGAAAUGUUUUACUGAGAAAUCAAGUCUUGUUGUACAUCAAAGAACUCACACAGGGGAGAAGCCAUUUUUAUGUUCAGAAUGUGGGAAAUGUUUUACGUUAAAAUCAAGUCUUGUUAAACAUCAGAGAACUCACACAGGAGAGAAGUCAAUUCAGAGCAAUAAAUGAUGCAGAUAACACAUCUAUAUAUUCACCAUGUACAUAGGA